AGGCUUUUGAGUAUUUCAGUUAGUGGCAGUAGACAGACAUAUUUAAUCCUUUUUGGAAAUAAUUUCAUAAUAAUUCUAAAAAAACUAAUUGAUUCUCCUCUACAAACAGAAUGACGAUUCUACCAGCUAUCCGAAAGGCAUCAGCAAGUUCCGAAGAAAAUAACGAUACGACACAGCAGAAUGCUCCUACAGAGAGAACAAAUAGAAGAAGUGAUAUUAGUACUAUCCAGAUACAGAAUCUUUCAGAUAACACUACAAGUACAAGGAGGUCCCCAUACAAAAAUGAAAGAAAGGAGCGUUUCCAUAAACGCUACAAAGAAUCAGAAAGACCAAGAGAUAGAGAAAGUGUACGGGAGCAAAAGAGAGAAGUCAGGAGGGAACAAAAGAGAGAGCGCAUUACACUAAAGCGUGAUAUAUUGCCGGAACCCUUGCAUGAACCCAAUACUCCUUCACCUGUGGACGCUUCUCCUGUAGAAACUCCUUGCAAUAACAAUGAGAUUGAAAUUAAAGAAGACUGCACUGGAUUCAAUAGCGAAGACGAAUAUGAUGAAAGCUUUUUUAAAGGAAAGCUUCACCUUACAGAUGAGGAAUGGGCUAAGAGGGAUGCCAUCUUUGCAAGGUGCAUGUCGAGUUUAGGGUAUGAAAUAAAAAAUAUGAAUGAAGAUGGGGCUUGUUUAUUUCGCUCAAUUGCUGACCAAGUUUUUGGAGAUCAAGAAUUCCACUUUCAAGUCAGACAAGAUUGUAUGAACUACAUCGUACAAAACCGAGACUACUUUGAACCUUAUGUUACUGAAGAUUUUGAGAAGUAUGUUGCUCGAAAACGUACUUGGCAUGUACACGGAAACCAUCUGGAGAUACAGGCUAUGAGUGAACUAUACAACAGAACAAUAGAAGUCUAUUGUUAUCAAUUAGAGCCCAUUAAUAUUUUCAAUGGCUCCAGGAGUACUAACUACGAACCUAUAAGGCUGUCAUAUCAUAGAAUGUGCCACUACAACUCAAUCAGCAAUCCAAAUAGCCCUUCAGUUGGUGUAGGUUUAGGCCUUCCUAACUAUAAACCAGUUGAUAUUGACAGAAGAAGAUUUAAUGAUGCUGUGAGAGCCAGUGAAGAACUACUUAUUGAACAGACUAUGUUGGAGGACAAGAUCAAGGCUACAGACUGGGAGGCUACAAAUGAGGCUAUAGAGGAACAGGUUGCUAGAGAAUCAUACAUUCAAUAUUUUCGGGAUACCGAACGGCGUUUGAAGGCAACAGGAAAUGUUCAAGCUAGUGCCAGUAGCUCUACAAUUACAUCAUCCAUGGUUUCUAGCCCUAGGAGCUCUAGAAGAGGUUCUGUGUCCCCCAAAGGUGGGCAAUCUCCGGGUUCUCCCAGGAGUAACAUAUCGCCUUUAGCGAGCCCUAGGCCAAAUUCUGGCAGUAUGUCAUUCAUUCCCGAUUUCAACAGUAUUGAAAAUUUAACUUCGACAUAUAUUCCCACAGUAGAAGAACAUAGUCUUGCAAAUAGAUUAUACAAUUCACCAAGAAGUACAGAUUCGACUGAAAAUAGUUUUGGAGUAGAAAACAUAUCUCCAGAUUUCACAGCAGUUGCUGGUCCAUCUACUGAUAGUAACAAUAUAGGUUAUGACGAUGUGGAUCAGGAAAUCAUGGCCCGAGUGCUGGCAGAGUCUCAGCAAAGUUACCUGGCCGAACUAAAGCAGAAAUCCAAGAAGAGGUUCGGUUCACCAGAACCGUCCACUUCAACUUAGUAGAUAAAUUGAGCUGGGUGUUGCUUCAAAAAAGUAGUUUAUAUCUAUUUCGAAUUAAUUUUUUUAUUUACAAAUAUUUAUGUGUAUAUGUAUAUUUUUCCAUUAAUUGUGGGGUUAUCUGUGAACUGUUUUACUUAAAUCUCUUUAACGCUAACGUGUAUUUUAAUUCUAGUUAAUAGAAGAGUGGUUUAAGAAAAGCAGUGUAAGUGAUAUAUUUUUUCACAGAUUACUUAAUUUUAGUCAAUAUUGAAUUUUUUCUGUAAAUUUGAGAAUUAUUGUAUAAUUUUGUUAAUUUAUCAACUAAUUCCUUUUAGUUGUUUGCAAUAAGGACUAAUAAUUAUGUGUACUUAUGUUUAAUGUAAAACCGACAAAACAAUUACUCCUACCAUUCUCAUGCGCAUUGCUUUAGCGCAUGAGCAUGGCAGAAGUAAAGGAUGUUAUAGUACUAUGGACAGCAACUUCUUAAUGUAUCCAUUUGUUAUUUGUAAUUUAAAACCAGGAUCCAAUUUUUAAUGUAUACAUUAAUAACUUGAUAGAGUUUGUUCCAAACUGACACAACAAAAACCUUUAUCAUCGCAUGCGCAUGAGAAUGGCAGAAGCAAAGGCAUUUACUGAUGUUAUAGUACUAUGGUCAGCAAUUUCUUAAUGUACCCAUUUAUCUUUAAAAUAAUGUUCUAAUUUUUAAUGUAUACAUUAGUACCUUCAUAGAUUUCAUAUGUUCUGUACUUUAUUUCACGUAAAGAAUAGGACGUUACGCUUAUGGACAUCAGUGUUGCCAAACCUCUCGGGCACAGGUCGCUACUCGACUGCCGAUAUACGAUUGAUUCUAAUCAGUACGGCGUGGCAUCGGCGCGCUUCUUCGUCCAUAAGAAAUGCAUGGGGCUAUCUCCGCAAUGUUCUAUUCUUAACGUGAAACGCUCUAUAGGUGUAUUUUUCCAAUAUAUUUUUCCAAGUUGGAAAAUGUAAUAAACUGACAAAACAGCACUCUUGACGAAUAUAAUAAAUUAAUGACAACGAAAUCGAUAGAAUACUAAUAUAUUUUUGAAGAGCAUAAUAGAACAUUUAACAGAUAAAUAAACUUUCCUAGAGAAUAUAUCAGUUUGAGCUGCUACGUGAUAGAUCUCAUAUGAUUUUUUUGUACAUUCUUUGAAGGGUCGAGAAAGAUAAUAUGUAUGAUCAUUUUGUUUCAUCAUUCUUUCAACCAGUCUUUAAAUUCAUUAAAUUAACUCCCGAUGCUAUUCUUUUCUGUUUCUAUCCUCAUAAAGAAAUAUUCUCGUUUUGUCGUUUCAGCUAUCUUUUUUUAGUUAUUAUGUAUUGUACUCUAUAUAUUUAUUUGUUUAGUCAUGUUCCAGAUCUUCAGGCCUUCUGUUGGAUGAAGAUGUUUGAAUAUUAGCUUAGUCUAAGUCAGAAAACGUACGAUUUUGGUAGUUUAUUGUUUACUGUUUCUCAUCUGUUUACUCAUUUACUGUUCAACGUAGCCUUCUUUUCUUUUAACUUUUCCACAAAAUAUUGUGAAUUUCAGCUAUGACAUCAUCUUUCGCGGGGGUUUUUAGAGGAAAUAGUCACAUAGAGCUAAUUCUGGCCAAUACGAUGGGCGGUUGAUCAAUUCUUACCCCAAAAAUCGCAUCCUUUGUCUAUAACGUUUAGAAAUGGAUCCAUAUAUCAUCAACACAGUAAAAUUGGUGUCAGUUUGGCUGUUGUAAUUUUUUGUGUUAAAAGUUCUGAAAGGCGUUUUGAGUUGGAUAACAGAUGUCAAAAACAAGAUAAAUUCGUUCCUAUAUCAUUUAUCACAGACUAGAUUAUUGUCAAACCUUUCUCGAUUAUAUUAUUUUCGUCCAAAAUCUUAUACAGGGUGUUUCAUUGGGAAACGGAAAUACUUGAAUGGUGAAUAGAGGUCACUGAGGUGGUUCUAGGUAUACCACCUUUAUUGCCCCACCGAUUUUUAUAGCCGAGUUACAGGGUGUUUUAUCGAUUUUGCCCAUUUCUUUCUGAACUCAACUUUAGAACCACCCUGUAUAUUUUUUUGAUACUUGGUACACAUAUGUCUCAUUUACAACCCAAAAGAUUCAACUACUAAUCACAAAAAAACUUCAGGUCCGGACUAAAAAAAAUUUAAAAAUCAUUGUGACCUUGAAACAACACCCUGUAUAUUGAAAUUUUCAAAAUCCGUUUGCAUAUUUGAAACGAGCACAAAAAAAUUAGUCUAAUGGUUCGCUUAAAUUUUUCGGCCAGACAAUUUAAUGACUUUAAUUUUGAAAUUAUAUUCAAGUUUUUAAGAACUCUUAGAUUAAAAAGGAGGUAUUAUUAACUAAGAAUAAAUUAUUAAACUUAAUGAACAAAUAGGUACUCAUUUUAAAAAUAAUCAAUACUUAAAUACUACAUUAAAACGACUCAUUUUCUAAGCAUAAGAAAAACCCAGGUCCGGAUUAACAAAAAAACAUAAAGUAAUUAUGACCUUGAAACAACACCCUGUAUAUUGAAAUUUUCAAAAUUCGUUUGCACAUUUGAAAAGUGCACAACAACUGAGUAUAGGUUGGUUUUAAUCUUUUACGCAGAAAAUUUAAUAACUAAUAAUUUUAAAAUUAAAUCUAUUUAAAAUAUUUUAGAACUCUGAAAUUAAAUAGAAGGUAUUAGUAAGUUUUAAUAAUAAAUUAAUAAGGUUAAUGACUAAAUACCUAUUUUAAAAAUAAUCAGUAUUUAUUUACUACAUUGGAACGACCCACAUACUAAUCACAAUAAAAAUCCAAGUCCGGAUUAACAAAAAAAUAUAAAGUAAUAGUGUCCUUGAAACAACACCCUGUAUAUCGAAAUUUUCAAAGUGCGUUUGAACAUUUGAAAAGAGCACAAAAAUCUACGCUUCCAAUUUUUGCGCAGACAAUUUAAUGACUUUAAUUUUGAAAUUAUAAACGCAAAUGGGUCGUUAUAAUGUAGUAAAUAAGUAUUGAUUAUUUUGAAAAUGAGUAUUUGUUCAUUAAGUUUAAUAAUUUAUUAUUAAAAGUUAAUAAUACCUGCUUUUUAAUCUAAGAGUUCUUAAAAACUGCAAUAUAAUUUCAAAAUUAAAGUCUGGCCGAAAAAUUUAAGAUAACCGUUAGACUUAGUUUUUUAUGCUCUUUUCAAAUAUGCAAACUGAUUUUGAAAAUUUCAAUAUACAGGGUAUUGUUUCAAGGUCACAAUGAAUUUAUAAUUUUUUUUUAGUCCGGACCUGGAUUUUUUUGAGAGCAGUAGUCGAAUGUUUUGGGUUGUAAAUGAGACAUAUGUGUACCAAAUAUCGAAAAAAUAUACAUGGUGGUUUUAAAGUUAUCUGUCCAGAAAGAAAUGGGCAGAAUCGAUAAAACACCCUGUAACUCGGCUAUUCACCAUUCAAGUAUUUCCGUUUCCCAAUAAAACACCAUGUAUAAUUCUUGGAAUUGAUUUAUGUAUUGUUGGGUUUAAACAGUCUGCGUUCUUAUAUCUUGUUGUCCCUUCGCUAUAUUCAGAUAGACAUAAUUAAACGUUUUAGUAGCUAAGAAGUUAAAGAAGAUCUGUUUAUCUGCUAUGUAUUCUAUUUUGUUUUCAGAUAUCUGAAUGUUAAACAUUUUUCUAUAUAAGGCUAUGAGUAAAAUAACGGAUACCCCAAUAUUGAUAAAAGUGAGAAAAAGAUUUGACACACAAAAUACAAAUUAUUGAAUGCCAAUAAUAUUGUUUAAAAACAUUUUUGGAUUCAAUCAAUUGAAGUAUAUUAAGAGUUGCUUAAAAUUAAUGAAUUAAUUAGUUCUAAAAUUUGAGAUAGACCCAAUUUUUUGUGUGGGUUGGUACUAGGAAAACAGAAUUGAUUUUUGGGGAUUACUCCGUUAUUACACCCAUAGCCUGAUUCUGUAUUAAUUACUAUCACCGUUGUAGAUUAUAUUCAUUCUUGGCUGGACUUUUGUACAUUUCGAAGGUUCUAUUGACAAUCGUAUUGGAAUGUUAUUUUUUAAUGUCUUUCAGCUUGUCCAUUUGUAUCUUUAAAUAUUUGUAUUUGUCUUAUAGCAUACCAGAAGUUCUUUAACCCUUUCACUGCUGCAUUUUUUUGGAAAACAUGCCCAGAAGCUCAGUUCCUACUGGCAAUGGAAGUGAGAAUGUGCAUGUGUCACAGAUACGUGUCACGCGCACUGUCUGAAGACUCGGCCUGGCACGCAUCCGUGUCAUGCGCAGUGAAAGGGUCUUUUAUCAGCUAUUAAUCUCGUGAUAUACACCAGUACACUGAACACUGAGUUCUGUUGACACUUUAUACUUACACAAUAUGUUUUAAAAACGGGCAAAUAUUUAUUUUAGGUAAUAAGGUGCAAACUAUAUUUCAUUGCAACACUGGGAUCUUACUGAUACUCCAAUCCACAAUCUGCACACUUUUAUUAACAAUACAGGGUGGAACAAAAAGACAGGCCAUAAAUUAAAUUACAUAUUCUUGGAGCAAAAAUAGUUCGAUUUAAACCUAACUUAGCUUAUUAGAAAUGUGCACAUAAAAAAAGUUACAACCUUUGGAAGUUACAAAAAGAAAAUCGAUUUUUUGCAAUAUAUCAAAAACUAUUGAAAAUGGACAUGUGGCAUUCCUAUGGCAGGAACAUCUUAAAAAAAUAACAGUUAAAUUUGUGCACCCCAUUAAAAUUUUAUGGAGGUGUUGUUCCCUAAAACCCCCCACAUUUUUGUGUGCGUUCCAAUUAAAUUAUUAUUGUUGUACCGUUAGUUUUUUUAAAAAAAAUUGCCUUAGUACUUUUUCGAUAAGCCAGAUUUUAUUGAGAUAUUUUGAACAUUUAUACCACCAAGUAUAAAUGGUUGAGUAAGAUUAUAGAAUAUUAUUUUCAUAAUAUUGUUACUAGGUCUCUAUAAUCUUACUUAACCAUUUAUAAAUAUGUGGUGGCUUUUACAAAUGUUCAAAAUAUCUGGCAAGUACUGGACUGGCAAGACAGAAAGAGCGGUCCGAACGAUUGAGUGAAGGAAUUCAGUGAAAACUGUGGAAAUCCUUAGUAUAUAUUGUCAUAAAUAAAUAAAGGCAGAGAGGAAGAAGAAAAUCUAAUUAUUUAAUUGUAUAAUUAUUUGUAUGCAUACAUUUUGUCAAUUUGUAUGCAUACAUUUUGUCAAUUUGUAUUACGUUAAAAUAGUUCAUUUUUAAAAUAUUUAAUUUGUUUAUUCACCCUGUAAAAUAGAAACCGAUUAAAAUUACCCAGUAUGGUAUUGUUAGUUAUAAUUUUCUUUUUUAAAUAAUGAUAAAAUAAUUCUAUGAUCUUUGGACAAAUGUUUACAAUUUUAUCAGUGCGGGUAGAUUUGAUAGAAAGUACUUCUAAGAACAAUUAGCCGGCGAAAGCGUGUAUACGAAAGACGUUUUGUUUUCGGAGUUAUGAGAAAUAUUUGGAAAAAGUCGAAAUUUUAGAUUUCCGAGAAAGUGUAAAAGUACUGACGACUGAGAAAUUUGGAGGCGUUGAUAUAUGACGUAGUAAGGACAUUUGUUUGGACCAAUGGAACUGAAGGGAUGUCAUUGAUGGAAGGGGAAUUUGAGCGAAGAGUUUUUUGGCAAGGAAAGAACUAGGGGUAGAUUCGAGAUAGCAGAAAAGGAGCAGCUGGUGUUGUGAAAAAAGUAAAAAGUGUCGGUCUUCGUUAAUCAAACCCUUAUAGGUACCCGUAAACAAAAAGUACUAAGUAAAUGUUUUUAAAGUCAAAAUUAAAGUCAGUGAAAGUGGCAGUUGUAACAAGGUAUUCUGAUCUCUAUAGUUUCUCUCUAUCAAUAUUCUCCGUUGCGACGAUUUCGGUUCUUUGGUUUCAUCGACGUAUACAUAAAGACUCCAGUGGAGUUUGCACAUAAACUUUUGCAUAAACAAUUUCGUAAUUUUUGAAAUUGAUUUUUGUUUACCAGUUAUAAAUUCAUUUUUGUAUCUAUACUGGGUAACUUUCUAUUUUAAAAUAAUUUGCGAUAUUUUUCAUAUUUGUUUACAUUUAUUUGCAUAAUCAUUUCAUAGACUGUUUUACAGUUUCUUCUAUUAUUAAAAUUUGUGUUUAAUUCUUUGGUACAAUCAAUUUUUUUAAUAUACGGCUAUAAUUUACUUUUGAAUUUUAUUUUUCCAUGAGUUUUUUCUGAGUAUCAGUUCUUUCAUUUCUGUGAUUGGAUGACGUAAAACCCUGAGAUAAUUUAUUAAUUUGAGCUAGCCCAAUAAAAGUUUUGUUACAUUAAUAAUUGAAAAUAAGCAUACGUAUAAUUUUUAAAUAUUACAUAAAGAAAAUAAGGAGAAUCAAAACAAUAUAUGUAUUACUAAAAGGCAAAUUUCUAAUAUUGUGUUUAACUGAUGGUACCACAAUAAUAAUUUAAUUGGAACGUACACAAAAAUUUGGGGGUUUAAAGCAACAAAACCCCCCAUAAAACUUUUAUGGGCUGCACAAAUUUCACUGUUAUUUUUUUUAAGAUGUUCCUGCCAUAAGAAUGCCACGUGUCCAUUAUCAAUAAAAAAUCUAUAACAGUUUUCGAUAUAUUGGAAAAAAUCGAUUUUCAUUUUAUAACUUCAAAGGGCUUUUUUAUGUGUACAUUUGUACCAAGGUAAGUUAGGUUCAAUCGAACUAUUUUUGGUCGCAGAAUAUGUGAUUUAAUUUAUGGCCAGUCUUUCUGUUACACUCUGUAUAUUCGUUCUCGAAUUUUCAUAGUUUCUUAGCACUUUUAGAGACGAACUUUUUGUAUAUUACUGAAUAUUUGCCUCUAAAAAUUUGAGAUUUUCUGGACCUUAAGAAAAUAAAUAUUUUCCCAAAGUCCCAGUGUUGGGAUCAAAUAACUAUUAUGUAAUUAAUUUUUCUUGCAAGAAUAAAGAUCACGAUAGAUAUAAUAUUUAUUAGCAUAUUUUAUUUACAUUUUUUUUAGAUAAUUUUAUUUAUAACUACAUACAACACCCAUAUAAUAAUUCAAAUCAUUUUGACUCUCUUAUUUAAACCUAAGGUGGAUACUCUAAAUACUACAUUAUAAGACACUUACGUUUUUUUUUCUAUAUAAUUACUAAAUGUAUGUGUUAAUAUGAGAGUAUUUAAAAGUACUAAAGUAUUUUAAUCAACGAUCUUUUAAGCAUGUCAAAAUCAUUGGGACAGCGUUCGCCAAACCAGGUGUAUAAAUUGGAAAGCUUUCUGACACCGUGUCACUCCAGUUGUCACUAAAUGGGGCAAUUUUCAAGCAAAGGAAAUUAUGUAUGUAUGUAUCUCACUGCACCCUAUUUGGCUAAUGUUGUAUAUAUAAUGAGAAUUCAGAGUAAUACAUUGCAAAUUUCAUUUUCAUGUAAAUUCACGUUUCAAUAUUUUUAUCUAAUUUUUAUUGGUCUAUGGUCUGUUUAGAAAUUAAAAAGUGCAAUUUUGUAAAGCUUGAGCAAUUAUUUAGCUUAAGAAACACCCGAAAAUGCGCAAUUUUUGGUUUACUUAGCCGCAAAAGUCAAGUGUUUCAAAAUGCCAAAAAAAUAAUAAUAAAUCUAAAGUUUUUACCUGAAAAGCCAAUAAAAAUAUGUAAUUGUCGUAGUCAUAACAAAGGACCCCGCAGAAACCUUAUAGGAAGUGGUUCUCUGUCAAAUGCUCCGAAACUUUGGGUUCUGGUAGUCCUUGAUGUGUAGAACAAAAGACUCAAUUGGCGCAUAGCUCCAAAAAAUCAUGGCUUUAAGAUAUAAACCUCUGAAGUUAUAAGUACAGUGAGGACGUUUGAGUUGGAUUAAAUUCAUUUUCUCGAGAAUGGGCGACUCUGGAGGUAAAUUACAAAUCAGGUCGAUUUUUAUUUUUAAAUUACAAUUUUUUGGCAUAUAUAUCAUACUAGUGACGUCAUCCGUCUGGACGUGAUGGCGCAAUCGAUGAUUUUUUUCAUAAGAAUAGGGGUUGUGCGAUAGCUCAUUUGAAAGGUUAUUCAAUUAUAUAUUCAAUAAUAUAAACAUUAACAUAAUUAUUUAUACAGGGUGCCCAAAAAUAUUUUUUGAAUUAAAUUAAUUGAGACGAAAAGAAGAAUGUAUAUCAUUUAUUUAAUUCGAAAUACAUUUUACUGUUGUCCGAAAACAGGAAAAAAGGUUUAUUUAAUAAAUAAAUAUUGUUUUUCGCUUAAAUUCAAUAUUAAAGCUGUCACCCAUCUGCCCUUUAGCAGUUUAAACAUUUAAUUUAAGCGAAAAGCAAUGUUUAUUUUUCAAAUUAACAUUUUUCUAUUUUCUGACAGCAGUAAAAUGUAUUUCGAAUUAAAUAAAUUAUAAACAUUCUUCUUUUUGUCUCACUUAAUUUAAGUCAAAAAAAAUUUGGGCACCCUGUAUAAAUAAUUAUGUUAAUGUUUAUAUUAGUAAAUAGAGAAUUAAAUAAGCUAUCACACGACCCCUUUCGCUUACUAAAUGUUCAAACUGCUAAGAAGCAGGUGGGUGGCAGCUUUAAUAUUGAAUUUAAGCGAAAAACAAUAUUUAUUUAUUAAAUAAACAUUUUUUCCUGGUUUCGGACAACAGUAAAAUGUAUUUCGAAUUAAAUAAAUUAUAUACAUUCUUCUUUUGUCACAAUUAAUUAAUUUAAUUCAAAAAAAAUUUUUGGGCACCUUGUAUAAAUAAUAUUGUUAAUGUUUAUAUUAUUGAAUAGAGAAUUUAAUAACCUUUCAAAUGAGCUAUCACACGACCCCUAUCUUAUUUAAAAAAAUCAUCGAUUGCGCCAUCACGCCCAGAUGGAUGACGUCACUAGUAUGAUAUACAGGGUGUCCCCGAAAAUAAUGCGUUCCUUUAAGGUAUGGAUAUAAUACACAAUGUAGAACAAAAAAGUCCUAUACCAUUUUUUUCUAAAGUAACCGUUUCCAAAAAAAAAAUACAUUGUUCGCCAUAUAAGCGAACUUUUAUUUUCAUAAAAUUUUCAAAUUUGGCAUCACUGUAACAAGAACUCUUAGUGAUUUAGGUUAUUGGCACCAGAAAAUGUUAGGUCAGACAGGUACACCUGGAAAAUAAUUAUACUACCGCAUGUUUGAAAAUAACAAAACAAGAAUUUGUUUGUUUGUUUAGGAUGAAGACAGGGUUUAAUGUAAAUACUAAAGGCUGAUGCUGCAACUAUUUUUGAAUUGUGAUUGUCUAUGUUUAGAUUUUUGUAUACAUAGUUGUCAGAUUUCAAAUUGCACACCAAAAUGUAUUUUGGUUUUUUGGACAAACGGUUGAAUUUAGAAAAAAAUGUUAUAAGACUUCUUUGCUCUACAUGGUACCUUCUACGUAUACCUUUAAGGAACGCACUAUUUUCGGGGACACCCUGUAUAUGCCAAAAAAUUAUAAUUUAAAAAUAAACAUGGACCUGAUUUGUAAUUUAUCUCCAGAGUUGCCCAUUCUCGAGAAAAUGAAUUUAUUCCAACUCAAACGUCCUCACUGUAGCUAUAACUUCAGAGGCUUAUAUCUUAAAAUCAUGAUUUUUUGGAGCUAUGCGCCAAUUGAGCCUUUUGUUCUACACAUCAAGAACUACCAGAACCCAAAGUUUCAGAGCAUUUGACAGAGAGCCAUUUCCCAUAAGGUUUCUGUGGUGUCCUUUAAGCAAAAAAUACUAUAUAUCAAGAAUGUACGAAGGUCAUUCAUAAAAGAUGAUUCUCUAUGCCGCUGAGAAAGAGUGCGACUUAUUGGGAGAAAUCUGGCAACGCUACCUUGCACAUCAACUCUCCACCACUUUCGCAUUGUUCAGUGUCGGCCUAGCCUAGCUGUCGGUCCCCGCUUUCUUUUCAUUUCCAUAGGAAGGUUUUUGCUUCUGGAGGUGGUAUUCUCAUAUUUAAACCGAAUGGUCAUGCUCAGAACAUGUUUGCACAUAUAUUCCUUCAUGAACAUUGGACAACGACAAGUAUCUUGCAUCUUUUUUCUUCGGGAAAGACACUUCCCUUUCACUAAAACACUGUAUCUUGUAAUCGUCAAAUUAGGUCCAUGUAUUUCCAGGUAUUUAGGAAUUUCCAUCCUUAAGUAACAUGUAAAGUUGAAGUAAAGGCGAAAAUACGACAAAUACACCAAGCAUCAAAAUUAACGCACCACAUUAAAAAUGUGACAUUUUUAAUGUCUCGUAUUUCCUAAACUUGUUGUCCGAUUUUAGUGAUUUUUUUAGUAUGUUAUAGCUUUAUUCUUCAACAAUAUCAUUGUAAUAAUAUUGUUGCUAAAGAGGUAAGUGUCAUUGUAUACCGGGUGUAACAAUGAUGUGUGUUUUUUCGUCAUUGAAAUUAAAACUCAAUUGUAGCCUUGGGCUUUCUUAACAUUUUGCUUUCUGGUUCAUUCGCUUAUGUUGGAUAAUAAAAAAGUUAAGAACUUUAACAACUAGCAACGUUCUUCAUCAAUACAGGGCGUUUCUAAAUAAAUGCGACAAACUUUACGGGAUAAUUCUGCUUGAAAAAUAAUGACCGUUUGAUUUAUAAACAUAUGUCCGCAAAUGCUUCGUUUUCGAGAUACGGAAACCGUUCCGUAUCUCGGAAACGAAGCAUUUGCGGACAUAUGUUCAUAAAUCGAACAGUCAUUAUUUUCCAUGCAAUAUUACCCCUUAAUGUUUGUCGCACUAAUUUAGAAACACCCUGUAUGGAUGAAGAACGUUGCUAGUUGUUAAAGCACCUAACUUUUUAUUAUCCAACAUAAGCGAAUGAAUCAAAAAGCAAAAUGUUAAGAAAGCCUGAGGCUACAGUUGAGUUUUAAUUUCAAUAUUUUAUAUACGCUAGAAUAUUCCACAGGGGGAUCCGAACUUUGAGGGAAAAACACACUAUCAUUGUUACACCUGGUAUACACUGACACUUAAUUGUUUAGCAGCAAUAUUAUUACAACGAUAUUCUUGAAGAAUAAAGCUAUAACAUACAAAAAAUCACUAAAAUCGGACAACAGGUUUACGAAAUACGAGACAUCAAAAAUGUCGCCUUUUUAAGGUGGUGCGUUAAUUUUGAUGCUUAGUAUAAAUAAGUAAAAUCGAUUAGUAUAACCUCAAAUACAAGACUGGUGGUGUUUCAUACAAUUACAACAUAAUACACAUGUAACACAAUCAAAAUCUCCUCUUUUUAGUUUUUAAACAGACUGUUGUUAGAUUUUGUUUAAAUUUUUUUUCUAACGUCUUUAUAAGACUUCAUUUUGUGAUCAGGACAUAUGUUGAGACCUUGUUGAGGACCCGCGUAAUGGGUUAGCUCCUGAGAUUCCUUUUUAGAACUAUUUGAAAAAAUGUGAUUUCGAAGCUCAGUUCGGAUCAGAUGUAGGUAAUAAACGCCUGCCUUUGAUUGUAUUUUUUUAUUUUUAGACUCUUAUUUUUUAUUUAUUGUGUGUCUUAAACAAUAUAAAUGUUAUUCCAUAUUUAACACUUCAUAGACGGAGAGGCAGCGCUGAAAAAUCUCUUUGAAUUUACUAAAGCUAAAUUUUUCACAGUUGAUUACUGUGAUUGUGUAGAGAAACAUACUGCGAAGGUAAUUAAAUCCAUUUACUAAGGCUGAAAAUCACUACACACAUUCUAAAUUGAAUAUAAAUAAAAGUUAUUAUAGUCGGUCAGCUGUAUGACGGGACAGAGCCGGUCGGUCGGCCCCAAUGAAUGUACAGGGUUAUUCACUAUAUUUUGACCCCCUUGUAAACUGCUUUAUUUACAGAAUUAGAAAAAAAUGUAAAAUACAAAAGUUAUUCGAUUUUUUAAUUAUGAUUUUUUGACAUAUAUAUCGUACUAGUGACGUCAUCCAUCUGGGCGUGAUAACGUAAUCGACUAUUUUUUAAAUGAGAAUAGGGGUCGUGGGCUAGCUCAUUUGAAAGGUUAUUCAAUUCUCUAUACAGUACUACAGGGUGAGUCAUGAGGCAUACAUACUCCUACCUCGUAUAGAGGCUCCUAUGGGGAAUAACAAAUGACCAUUAAAAAGUGUCUGCUCCCAUUGUUUAAUAAUAUACAGGGCGAGUUUCGCAUUUUGACAGAAAUUUGUAUUCGUCAUAAUUUUUGAACGGUCAGAUCGAUGUGUCUCUUAUUUUGGUCAAUCGUUACACUAUUACCACCUAAUCAGCUGAUUUAUUCAAACUAGAAAAAAUCAGGUCGGCCUUUAAAAAAUUAGUUCGUUUGGGUCUUAGAAAAAAUUUCACCCUGUAUACGCUUUUUGAAAACUCUAAUAUGAAUUUUACAAAUUAGACAAAUAGGCAUUUAAAAUGGCAUAUUUAUUUUUUUCCCCACACGAUUACUUAAUUUUUUAUAAAAAAAAAUCAAAUUUGACUAUGAAUUAAAAGUUUGGUAAAAUGAACCAUAGAUUUAAAAAAAAUAACUUUUAUUACAAAAAUUAAUUUUUUUCAAAAAAAUAUUUAAUUUAUGUUACCACUAAACUGAUUUAUUCAAACUAGAAAAAAAUCAGGUUCGGCUUUAAAAAAUUAGUUUGUUUGGGUCCUAGAAAAAAUUUCACCCUGUGUAAGCUUUUUGAAAACUCUAAUAUGAAUUUUACAAAUUAGACAACUGGCAAUUAAAAUGGCCUAUUUAUUUUUGUCCCUGGGAGCAGGUACCAUUACACACCACUUGAAUUACACAUAUGGUUUUCUAGGAAUCUUUUAUAACACAAGCUUUACAACAAAAUAUAUUUUCGUAGGGGUAUGGCAUACCGCAUGUCAGUGGUUAAGGGUAAGGGCUAAUACCAAUGUCAAAUGACAUUUAUUUUGGUGAGCAGAGUUUUAUUAUCAUUCUCAUCAUAUUAUGUAUUACUCUGAAUCGAAUGUUAUUUUUAUAUAUAUAUAUUUGGUGUUAGUAAAUAAGUAUGAAAAACUCUAAGGGGUAUUUUUUUAUAUGAAGAAAUAAUGGCAGUUUGCUCUAUAAACGUAUUUCCUCAAAUGCUUCGUUUUCGAGAUACAGGUUGUUGAAAUUUUUAUUUCAAACGGUCAAUUUUUUUAUUGCUCUAAGACCGGAAAUAAGCCACAAUUUUACUAAAAAAAAUGAUUUUAUUAACGUUUCGACGCCCAAAUCGGGUGUCGUUGUCAAAAUAUAAAAAAUAUUAAUGAAUUAAACAAAAAUUCUUCUAAUAAUUUAUUUAAUCUGACUCAUUUAUAUCGGCAAUUCAGACAUAUAUUAUACAUUUUAAAGUAGAAGACUUUAAAAUGAUAUUGCCAAUAUUUAUGAGUUGCAUUCCUGGGACGACUUUGUUGAAAGAUUCGAUUAUAUGAAAUCAACCCCAACAGAAUAUCCGUCACAAAAAAAUCAUGACUCUGAUCUGUCUUUAACAAGACAACCUUUAAAAAAUUCUCUAAAAAGAAUCUCUAGCGCGAGAAUUUUACUGUCACCAUUGCAUGCGGUUGUCUUUUUAAAGACAGAUCACAUGUCGUGAUUUUUUUGUGACGGAUAUUCUUGAGUUGGGGUUGAUUUCAUGUAAUCGAAUGAACUAUCUUUCAACAAAGUCGUCCCAGGAACGCAACUCAUAAAUAUUGGCAAUAUGAUUUUAAAGUCUUCUACUUUAAUAUAUGUCUUAAUUGCCGAUAUAAAUGAGUCAGAUUAAAUAAAUUAUUAGAAGAAUUGUUGCUACUAAGCAACAACAUUUUUGUUUAAUUCAUUAAUAUUUUUUAUAUUUUAACAACGAUUUGGGCGUCGAAACGUUAAUAAAAUCAUUUUUUUAGUAAAAUUGUGACUUAUUUCCCAUCAAAAAUAGUUAUUUGCAAAAAUGCCACAAGAAAAUAGUUUCAGAACAAUAUCUUUGGUGGGUUUUAAGAGGUAGUUAUUUCGAAAUUUUUUGACAAACAAAUAACAAUUGUGUAUUCAUCAUUGGCGCGCUUACGGAUAAUGGUCUGAAUUUUUUUAAAGAAAAAAAGGGUACUCCACUGAGAUAUUUCAAAUUAAAAAUUAUUCUUGUAUUCCACGUUUAAUUUAUGAAAAAUAACCUUUCUUGUAUUUUUUUCACAUGGUGCACCGUUUUUAUGCGAAAAAAUAAAACAUCUUCGCGCGUAUUUUUCAUUUCUUAAUACAUUUUCAAAACUCUCCAAUAUAAUAAUACCAAAGUAGAACAAUAACAGAAAAUAUUACUAAAAAGAUUUUAAUUAGGUGCAAAGCUACAACAAAUGUUCAAAAUUACCUCCUUUAAAGGUGACAGAAUAAUUUUAUAUUCACCAUUGGCGCUCGUACAGGUAAUGGUCUGAAUUUUUUAAAGAAAAAAAAUAGUACGCCACUGAGAUACGUCAAAUUCAAAAUCAUUUUUGAAGUCCUCGUUCAAUUUACGACAAAAAACAUUAUUGUCUUUUUUCCAUAUAUGGCGCCGUUUUUAUACAAAAAAAUAAAACAUCUUAACGUUUACAAAUUAUUCGAGGUAGAUUAUUUCAUAUGCAUAGAAACUUAUUUCAAAUACUUUGUAAAUGUUACGAUGUUUUAUUUUUUGCAUAAAAAACGGCGCCUCAUAUGAAAAAAAGACAGGAACGAAUUUUUGUCGUAAAUUGAACGAAGAAUUCAAAAAUGAUUUUUAAUUUGACAUACCUCAGUGGCGUACUAUUUUUUUCUUUAAAAAAAUUCAGACCAUUACCCGUAGGCGCGCCAAUGAUGAAUACAAAAUUGUAAUUUGUAUUUCAAAAAAUGCGCAAUAGCUACCUUUUAAAACCCACCAAAUUUAAUUUCCAUAGCUCAAACGGUCGUAGAGCAAUAAAAAAAUUCGCAGUUUGAAAUAAAAAUUUCAACACCCUGUAUCUCGGAAACGAAGCAUUUGCGGACAUACGUUUAUAGAGCAAACUGCCAUUAUUUUUCAUGUAGAAUUACCCCUUAAAAUUUUCAUACUUAUUUACUAACACCCUGUAUAAUCUGUUUUUUCUUCAAUAUGGUGGAUCCAAUGCUAAGUUGUAUGAGUUAGUGGUACUUUAAUGUGAUAAUUAUUUAUAUAUUAUUUGUUAAGUUCUAGAAGUAGGAUGUUUAAAUACAGUUUGUAUUAGUUGUGUUUCACAGGUCCGCUCUUUUGUUAAUAAAUAUAUUGUAAAAUAUAACGUUCCCAAGUA
Molecule: messenger RNA, 16627 nt
Organism: Diabrotica virgifera virgifera (western corn rootworm)
Lineage: Eukaryota; Metazoa; Arthropoda; Insecta; Coleoptera; Chrysomelidae
Gene: Duba
Product: OTU domain-containing protein 5-A
Exons: 8
Coding region: 111-1742 (543 amino acids)
Biological process (GO): protein deubiquitination
Molecular function (GO): K63-linked deubiquitinase activity; cysteine-type deubiquitinase activity
Source: RefSeq, a predicted model, not a curated record